AUGCGCUCGACGCGUCAAAGAUGCGCGACGCGCGUCGUGAAAUCGUCGCGAGACGACGACGGGCGACCGACCAAGGCGGCGGAGGCGUUGGCGGAGAAGUUCACCACGGGUGGCGGCGGCGCGGAUGGAUUCUGUGACUACGAUGACAUCAAAGAGGCGAUCAAGGAGUGCGAAGGAUUGGAGGGCGCGCGAUUGGAGGCGUGUUACGCCGAGUACGGCUGUAACGUCGGCGCGAUCACGGAUCACUACGCGAAAGCGGCUGGGAUCGAAGAUCAAGAGAAGACGAAGAAGUAG
Ostreococcus tauri is the source of this 294-nucleotide messenger RNA. RefSeq names its product unnamed product. The transcript has a single exon. The record is from RefSeq and is a predicted model, not a curated record. Bases 1 to 294 code for a protein of 97 amino acids. NCBI's taxonomy places the organism in Eukaryota, Viridiplantae, Chlorophyta, Mamiellophyceae, Mamiellales, Bathycoccaceae.